Molecule: messenger RNA, 1492 nt
Organism: Rhinolophus ferrumequinum (greater horseshoe bat)
Lineage: Eukaryota; Metazoa; Chordata; Mammalia; Chiroptera; Rhinolophidae
Gene: TMEM9
Product: transmembrane protein 9
Exons: 6
Coding region: 161-712 (183 amino acids)
Cellular component (GO): lysosomal membrane
Source: RefSeq, a predicted model, not a curated record
GUCCAGGCGGAAGCGGGUCUUGUUGCCUGGGCGACGAAGCGGUGCGCUGGAGAGGCUGCUCCCGCGGCCACUGGAAGCCGGAAGAGGCGGGGCCACCGGGUCUCGCGCGGCCGCGGUGGGGCUCGCAGGUGUCCGGCCUCUGGUCCCCAGGCUGACAAGCAUGAAGCUCCUGUGCGUGGUGGCCGUGGUCGCCUGUUUGCUGGCGCCUCCAGCCCAAGCCAACAAGAGCUCUGAAGAUAUCCGCUGCAAAUGUAUCUGUCCACCGUACAGAAACAUCAGCGGGCACAUUUAUAACCAGAACGUGUCGCAGAAGGACUGUACCUGCCUGCACGUGGUGGAGCCCAUGCCCGUGCCCAGCCGCGACGUGGAGGCCUACUGCCUGCUGUGUGAGUGUGAAUACGAGGAACGCAGCACCGCCACCAUCAAGGUCAUCAUUGUCAUCUACCUGUCGGUGGUGGGGGCCCUGCUGCUGUACAUGGCUUUCCUGAUGCUGGUGGACCCGCUGACCCGGAAGCCAGACGCGUACACAGAGCAGCUGCACAACGAGCAGGAGAACGAGGACGCUCGCUCCGUGGCUCCUGCCAUGGCCUCCCUCGGGGGACCCCGCGCCAACACAGUCCUGGAGCGCGUGGAGGGCGCCCAGCAGCGCUGGAAGCUGCAGGUGCAGGAGCAGCGCAAGACCGUCUUCGACCGGCACAAGAUGCUCAGCUAGGUGGCCGUGCGGCCGGGGCUGGACGGGCCAGGGGCCGCGGCCGCCCUCAGUGCCACCCCUGCGUCUGCCCUGUAAAAGCUCGGGCUUCUCUCCUCCUCCUCUCUGUAGAAAGGGUCUCCACUGAUUUAGUCGGGAAGACGGCUGGGUCCUGGCCUCUGGCUGCCUCGUCAGCUCAUUGGGGUUGAGGCCGGGACGGCAGGCCAGGAGGGAAGGGAGGAGUUUCCUGGGGCCUGUCUGUGCCCCGGCUCCAAAUCUCGGGGCCGGUCUUCCCCCAUGGACGGCGGAGCUGGGCCCCCAUGACUGCGUGGGGACAGCCAGCCCGGCCUUCAGCAUGCACCCCCUUCCUCUGUGCGUCCUGUGGCCGCCUCCCUCCCAACCCCAGGACCUCACGGUGGCUGUGCUGGGACUGUUGACCCCACUGAGUCCCUCCGCUAGGGUCUUAGGGCACACCUGGACACUCGUCCGCUUCCUCCUCCCCUGCACACGCCCCGACGCGUGGGGGGCCGUGCCCCUUGCUCACCCUGUGGCCUGGCCCCCCGCCCCCCUCAGGGAACCAAGCAGGCCCCCACGUCUGCAGUUCCUGAGCCAGGGAGUCGGGGACCGUGGGACACGCCAGGCCAGGCUGCGGCUCUGAACGCCGUGGCUCCGGUCCUUGGAUCCCCACUUGUCCCUGAAUGUCAUUUCUCCAGAGCAUGGAGAGAGGUGUGUACCCUCCCGGUGCCUGUGAGUCAAGGAGGCCAUCAUUAAACUGCCUUCUCUCACUUUCUGGAUUUUAAGAGA